Messenger RNA from Neoarthrinium moseri, 2247 nucleotides. RefSeq lists its product as uncharacterized. Lineage: Eukaryota; Fungi; Ascomycota; Sordariomycetes; Amphisphaeriales; Apiosporaceae. Bases 1 to 2247 code for a protein of 748 amino acids. The transcript is spliced from 2 exons. The record is from RefSeq and is a predicted model, not a curated record.
AUGUCGCCCCCGCGUCGCCGUUCCGCUCGCAUCGCGAGCUCAUCCAAGACCCCGAAAACAGCGUCGGUCCCUCGACUUGGCUCUGUCAUUGAAGGCGAUGAGUCCCCUACUGCGCGCAAGCAAACAUCCAAGGACCUGGACACCAUCAUGUCAUCUCCCGUCCCCAAGCCUUCCACACCGGCCAGCGCGACACCUGUCAAGCUGCCCAUGUCCGAGAUGCACCCCAGCCGAGUCCAUCAGACUAUGGCUCCGCCCUCGUCUGGUCUGAGACUGGGCUUUGUGGACGUCAAUGCUGACCCCAAAGCCCGAGACCGACCUUCCGGCAUCACCCAGACCACCCCCUCCAAGACGCCACUUGGCCGCCCUUCGCCCUUCACCUUCCGUGUCGCCCGCCCCAGCGCAGGUGCCGAUGCCGGGAAGACCGACUCGGGACUGAGUGCUGAGGCCCAGAGAAUGAUGGAGGAACUACGCGAAGAGGCUGCCAAGAUGCGUGCGCAGAUGGCCACUCAACGACAGAAGGACGCAGUCGCCCAGCUGCAGGAAGAUAUGGCCUCUCAGCCGGAGCAAGCGGCAGAAAAGUCUACAGAUUCGUCCCGCAAGAUCGCCAAGGCAAGGGGCAAGUCUGGUCGCUUCAGCGCUGCUCAUAUGAGGGAGUUCAAGAAGAUGGAUUCCAUCGCCAACACCCCGGCAGUGCGCGCUGCCAAUCUGGCUGCUUUGUUCUCCGGCCGCCUCAGCCCCGCCAAACCUGCCAUAAAGCGUCGCCAGUCCAAGGCCAACCUUGACGAGCCCGAGCCCGUGUCCCGACGCCCGGCCUCUGCCAGGCCUGUCGCUAGAUCUAUCGAGAAGCCACGUGAGCAGCCCGAGUCGCCUGCCAAGCGCGUUCGACAGCGCCUUGAGGACGAUACCUCUACGCAGCGACCCGUCUCAAGAGAUGGCAGCAACAUUCCCCGCCCCAAGAGCAGUGGCAACGAUACUGUUCGUGGUGGCAUCCCUCGUUCCCAGACUUUGACGAACCUCAUGACGCCUACUAAAGCGUCAGCCGCAAAGACUGCUGCAAUCAAGACACCUACCGUGGCCUUGGUAAAGUCUCCCAGCAAGCCAGACUUGCGCUGCGUGGCUCAGUCCGCGAGCAAAGCUGGUUUCAGCAGUCUCAUCCGAUCUCCUACAAGAUCCGACCUGCCUACCCUGGCCAAGUCCCCUAGCAAACCCAACAUCGGAGGCAGCCUGAAGAAAUCUGCGACUGCGGGUAAUUUGAGUGUUCCUCGAGGAAUUGCCUCGCUUACCCAGACGCCAGGAAGAUUUGAUAGAGUCAAAUCGAUCCUCAAGAGACAGUUUAGUGCUUCGAAGCCCAAGAGCCACCUACCCCAGGUUGCCGGCACUGCGCCUAAGACCCCCGGUCAGACUGAGAGAGCGGCAGCUGUUGUCCCUUUGACAACCCCAAGCCAGAAGUUUGGCAAACAUGUUGAAUUCACUCCUGAUACGAAGCAGGCCACUCUGACCCAGAAUUCACCGUCGCCGGUCAAGUCCAUCUUAUCUCGAUCGAGAACAACCCCGAAGCUUCCAGCUCCCAACUAUCCUUCACUAAACGAGGUGAUGAGCGAUCAGGCUGUCCCGGAGGAAAUCUCAUACCCUGACCUGUCUGCCUAUGGAGCUGAAGCAGAAAAUGGAGUCGAGAGUAAGCCUGUGGAGUCUCUGCCGGAGUCCGUUCCUGGCACCUUCACCUUCCGGAGCGACCAUACCAUUCGCUUCGACAGCAUUUCACCCAAGGGCUUUGGGGGCGCUUCUGGUCAAGCUAGCGUGCGUCAAGUGAGACCCUCCGUUGGACCCUCUGCACGAAUGCCUGGUGCCUUCCCGAACGUGAAUGACAUUUCUUCCAACAAAGAGAACAAGGAACCCGUCGUCUUCACCGGAAUCCCUCAUGGUAUGUCCAAUAAGAAGCGAAAUCGUGCUGUCUGGGAGGAUGAGGAAGUCAAGUCGGGCAUUUCGCAUGGCAUCUCGAACAAGAAGCGCCAUCGCGCCAGCUCGGAUGGCGAAGAUGAAGUGGACGAGGGGGCGCAACGAGGCGCCAAGAAGCUGCGCAAGAACCCGCCUCCUGCUGAGGGCGAGGCGCUCGUCGCACCCCGACUUGCCAACUCCUCCCCCAUCAAGAAGCCCAGUGGGAUCUAUGGUACACCCAGCCCACAGAAGAAGAAGGGUAUCAGUCUCAGCCGACUCAACAUGCUCGCCCGACCGAAGAACCGAAAGUAA